Molecule: messenger RNA, 4673 nt
Organism: Stegostoma tigrinum
Lineage: Eukaryota; Metazoa; Chordata; Chondrichthyes; Orectolobiformes; Stegostomatidae
Product: zinc finger protein 271-like
Exons: 2
Coding region: 1596-2978 (460 amino acids)
Biological process (GO): regulation of transcription by RNA polymerase II
Molecular function (GO): RNA polymerase II cis-regulatory region sequence-specific DNA binding; DNA-binding transcription factor activity
Source: RefSeq, a predicted model, not a curated record
UUUUUGACAAAUAUUUUUAUAACAUUUCUCCUGAGACAGUAUGGGAUUCAUGUAGUGAGUUGUUUGUGUCAAGGCUAACACCCACUCCCCUGAUCUCCUGCAGCACCAGCUGAUUCACACAGGAGAAAAAACAUUUCAGGAUGAGGUGUGUGACAAGACCUUCACAUAGUCAGCAUAUGUCUGGUUUAUUAACACUCAAACAGGAGAGAAACUCUGUGUAAUAAAUGAUUCAUACAGUUGUUGGAACCUCUGGAACAUUAGUGAGCCCACACAGAGUCUACCCAGCUAGGUUCCUGCCAUUCUAUCCUCAGAGUGUGUAACGGUGUACUCAGUCUCUCAGUGCAGGGUGUUCAGUGGGACUGGGACACAGAACAAGAAGCAGCUUUCACUCCCAUCAAACACCUAGUGAUGACAUCACCAGUGCUGAGGGAUUAUGAUGUCAACAAUGGAGCCACCCUGCAGUGUGAUGUCAGUGACACAGGACUUGGAGUAACCCCCAUGCAGUGAGGGCAACCCGUUGGGUUUGUAUUCACAGUGUUAACACACACUGAAUAACAUGGCACACAGAUUGAGAAAGAGAGUCUGGAUAUUGACUUUGCUUUCACCGCUGCCUGUUUGUGAGAGAGAUUGUCGGUGGAGUCUGAUCACAAGCCAAUUUGCAGGACCUCUCUCAAACCACUUUGAUUCGUUCCAGUGUUUGCAAAACAUAUUACCUAUUUUGUUGAGCUAUCAAUUGGAAGUGAAGUGCGACCAAGGGAAGCAGAUAUAUACUACUAACAUGCUAUUGAGAGCUGUACUCUAUCUGAACAAAGUUGAUGCUGGUGCAGAUUGUGAAAUAUUCCAGAUUCAAAAAGAAGCAACAGCAUGACAUACUCUGGAAAACAUUAACCCAGCAGAGCCCUUGACUCUGACAGAUAGGCAUCUUCUUCAAAACAAACAAACAACUCAAUGAGAUGCAAUUCAUCGAAUGUUGCAGGAAGCUGUGAUGAAAGGAUGGACUGAAACCAUUGUGGACACCACUGGGACUGCAAGAGAUUGUUGGACAAACAGAGAUGAAGUGAUCGCCCCAGAUUGCAUUAAAGGGAGUAGCGUUGUUAUCCCCAAAGACAUGAGAAAAGAGAUACUAAAACACAUUCAAAACAACCCAUCAAGGAAUCAAGUCUAGUCUGAAAAAGAAGGAUUGCACUUUACCACUUCAGAGAAUACAGAGAGGGUAGACACCACAGAUAGAUCCUGACCAUCCCUCAAGGAAGAACUGCAAAACUGUGGGAAGAUAUCCAGUCCCAACACAGCAUUGCUCAACACAGAGAAGGUUGGGCAGUGAAACCAUCGUCUGGAAAUCAGCUGGGUCAAGGGAGCGUUCAUGUAUCUCCAGAUCUAAAACUAGUUUGUGGUGUGGAGCCUUCCAUCAAAACCAACCUCCCCGAAGGGUUGGCCAUGAGUGAUCGGUCAGGGUGAGACUGGGAAGUAAUGAGAGUGGGCUCCAAGUGUGGUGAGAGCUUUCGUCAUUCAUUAAGCCUCAUCACCCACUGACUCAUUCCUACAGGGGAGAGUUCAAGAGUGAGCUGGAUUCGUGAAAUUUCACACAAUCAUCAAUGCUCAUGAAUCAACAACACAUUCACACUGGGGAGAAGCUAUUUAACUGUGAGGUUUGUGACAAGAGCUUUGCACAAUUAUCAGGCCUGGUGAAUCACCGGCGCAUUCACAUGGGGAAAAAAUCAUUCUUAUGUGAGAUAUGCAACAAAUCAUUCCUGCAGUCAUCGAAGCUCCUUGUGCACCAACUUAUUCACACAGGAGAAAAGCCAUUCACAUGUGAAGUGUGUAUCAAAUCAUUCUCCCAGUCAUCAACCUUGCGCAAACAUCAACGCAUUCACACAGGGGAGAAACCAUUCAGGUGUGAGGUGUGUGAGAAAUCAUUCUCACAGUCAGAGAACCUCUGCCGACACCAACGCAUCCACACAGGGGAGAAACUGUUCAACUGCAAGGUCUGUGACAAAUCAUUCUCUGAUUCGUCGAGACUCUUGCGCCAUCAGAGGAUUCACACGGGGGAGAAACCAUUCACGUGUGAGGUAUGUGAUAAAUCAUUCUCCGUGUCCUCACACCUCCGUGUGCAUCAGCGCAUCCACACAGGAGAGAAACCUUUCAGAUGCAAGGUGUGUGACAAAGUAUUCUCUCAGUCAGAGAACCUGCGUACACAUGAACGUGUCCACACAGGGGAGAAGCCAUUCACAUGUGAUGUGUGUGACAAAAAGUUUGCACAGUCAGGACAGCUCCGCAUACACCAACGCAUUCACACAGGGGAGAAGCCAUUCAUGUGCAAGGUUUGUGGCAAAUCGUUCUCUGACACAUCAGGCCUCUUGCUCCAUCAGAGGAUUCACACAGGGGAGAAACCAUUCACGUGCGAAGUGUGUGACAAAUCAUUCUCAGUGUCAUCAACACUCCACAAACACCAACGCAUCCAUACAGGGGAGAAACCAUUCACGUGCGAAAUAUGUUUCAAAUCAUUCUCAGAUUCAUCGUACCUCUGCAGACAUCAACGUAUUCAUACAGGAGAGAAACCAUUCAUAUGUGAUGUGUGCAAAAAAUCAUUCUCAAGAUCAUGCAACCUGCUGCUUCAUAAGAGAAUUCACACAGGCGAGAAACCAUUCACCUGUGAAGUUUGUAAUAAAUCGUUUUCGUCAUCAUCAACCCUCCGCACACACCAUCACAUUCAUACUGGGGAGAAACCAUUCACCUGUGAAGUGUGUCACAAAUCGUUCUCUCAGUCAGGGAUCCUGCGCACACACCAACGCAUCCACACAGAGUGCAAACCUUUCAAGUGCGAAGUGUGUGACAAAUCGUUCUCACAGUCAGAAAGCCUUCACAGGCACCAAUGCAUCCACACAGGGGAGAAACCUUUCAUGUGCAAUGUAUGCAACAAAUCAUUCUCACGGUCCUGGAACCUCUUGUUCCACCAGAGGAUUCAUACAGGGGAGUAAAAGGUUUGUGAUAAGCCUUUCCUAAUAUCUUUGAUGAUCUAGGACAUUACAAGAUACACACAGGAGAGAAAUGCUUUGAUGCAACUUUUGUGACAAGGCUUUCACGUGACAUUUUUCCUGGUCCACCAACGCACGAAUGCAGGGUAGGAACCCUGUUGGUGUAUGCUCUGUGAUGAAGCCUCCACACUGUUGUUUUAUCUCUCAGGAUAACAGCAGAACCAUAUACCCCAAGUUUUUGCCGUUCUGUCAUCACAAUAUGAAUUCCCUUUUGAGGGCAUUGUUGAUCUACCUACAGAAAGACUGCAGCUGUUCAAGAUGGCACCUCACCGCCACUUUUCAAGGGCAACUAGGGACGAACAGUAACAACUAUGCCAAUGCCCCAUGAGUGAAUUAAAAAUAACUGUACACAAACUCACUGUGCAGGGUAUUCAGUGGGACUGGGACAAGAAAUAGCUUUCACUCCCAUCAGACAACACCAGUGCUGAGGGACUAUGUUGUCAACAGUAGAGUCACCCUCCAGUGAAACAGGACUUAGGGCAACUCCCGUUCAGUGAAGACAACCAGUUGUGUUUCUAUCCAGAGGUUUAACAGAAGUUAAACAAUACUGUACAUAGAUUGAAUCUGAUUAUUGUGCUCUGGUUAUUGUGUCCCGCAAAGUAUGUUACUUAAUGUACGGAGAUAUCGCUGGGAAGUGAAGUACAAGCAAGGGAAGGAGUUGUACAUCAAUUACAUGCGGUCGAGUACUGCAUUGUCUAUGAAAGAAGUUGAUGCUGGUACACGUAUGAAAUAUUCCAGAUUCAACAAGAAGUAAUGUGCUUCAGGAGGAGACAAACCAAUGGAAACAUUGAUCCAGAUCUUCUAAUCUUGAGAUCAUCAGAAACUGGUAAUAAAGCACAAAAUGUUCAUUGAAACCCCUUGCAACUUUCAACAUACUGACUUGAUGGAAAUUUCCUGAGCAGUUUCAAAGUCCAAUGGGGAAAAUGACUUAAAAAAAAGUCUCCAAGUCUGAAUUAGUGUCAGAGACUUUGCUCAGUUCCAAUAUACUCAUGUAGACUUUGUGUAAUUUUAUUUUUCUGUGUUUUUAAUUGUGGUCUGAAAUGAGAAAAGAACUGUUUUAAAAACAAAGUUUGCUGGAGGAUUGUUGAAUGUUUUGAAAGCAAGUAACCUGACUUUCAUUGCAGCAUCUGGUUCCAGCUGUAUCUGAAAUGUGCUUUGCAGGCAAGUUUGAACCAGAGAGUUGUGCGCAAUGGAGUUUUGGCAGUUAGUAGCUGAUUGCGUUGUGGAGCACUUCUUACUGACCAAGGCUUCUGCCUGCCAACAACUGUGAUUCCUUCUCAAGUAACUGAACAGCUUGAGGCAGCUUGGAGUUUAGGAACUGUUUUUGUUGUUUGCAACAAAAGGUACUAUAAACCUGAAGAAUACCUAGUUUAAUUUUGCUUCAGCAGUUGCUGUAAACGAUUGUUUUUAUUUAAUCAGUUUGAGAUUUUUAAAAAGGAUUAAUUGGUUCCUGUGUCACUUGCAAACUAGUGAAAGCAUCUGGCGAAACAAGACCAAGAGACAGCUUUCUGACCAAGAUUCACAAGAAUCAUCUCUGCACGUGAUGAACGGGAACCACUGCUACUUUUAUUACCCCUAUGCCUGGGUGUAAAGGGGUGUUUAAGAGGGUAUUAGAGUUUUAACUAGUAUAGUUAUAUG